Messenger RNA from Aspergillus caelatus, 1746 nucleotides. Its product is annotated as thiamine pyrophosphate enzyme, N-terminal TPP binding domain-containing protein. Gene Ontology annotation, molecular function: thiamine pyrophosphate binding; magnesium ion binding; carboxy-lyase activity. NCBI's taxonomy places the organism in Eukaryota, Fungi, Ascomycota, Eurotiomycetes, Eurotiales, Aspergillaceae. The transcript has 4 exons. The record is from RefSeq and is a predicted model, not a curated record. The coding region runs from base 1 to 1746 and encodes 581 amino acids.
AUGUCUUGCUCUUCAGAGGAUUAUAAUGUCGGGACUUAUAUAGGACAUCGAAUAGGGGAGCUGGGAGUCCGUGACUACUUUGUCGUACCUGGAGAUACCAACUUGACCCUCCUCGAUGCCCUCCUAGAGAACCCACGUCUUCGAAUGGUAGAAUGCUGCAACGAACUGAACACGGGAUACGCUGCAGAUGGUUAUGCACGUGCAUCGGAGGGGAAAAUGGCAGUGGUUGUCAUCCCAUACAUAGUCGGCGGUCUAUCUAUCCUGAACGCCAUAUCGGGUGCUUGUUCGGAGCGACUCAAAGUUAUUGUCUUAUCGGGUUGUCCACCUACUAGCGUCUUAACUGGGAAUAAACCGACACACCACACACCGUCCCCGUCGAAUAAGGAUCAAGCUCUCCACGCCUUCCAAGGGGUGACAGCUGCAUCAGUUCGUACCAACUCUGCCGAAUCCGCGGUAGAUGUGAUUGAUAGUGCCAUAGUUAAAUGUAUUCGACAAUCACUGCCAGUAUACAUCGAAGUUCCAAACGACGUUGCCGGCACCCCAUGUCCUUUCCCGAUACCCUUAGCCCAGAAAGUUGAGCAAGCGACCCAGCCGAACAAAAAUAGCGAGGCAUUAGCAGCCGUAACGGAUCUGUGGAACUCUUCUCACAGACCAGUACUAUUACUCGGAAGUCAGGUACAAGUAUGGCUCUCCCGAAAUAUUGUCCAACGUCUUGCUGAGAAACUCGGCUGUGCGGUCUUGUGUCAACCAGACGGACGUUGCAUAUCGGAAUCCCACCCACAGCAUUGGGGCACCUUCUGGCCUAGCUUACUCAACCCCGAAGGGGAGAAGGUUGUCCUAAAUUCUGACCUUUGGCUAGCCAUAGGAGUCUCCUGGUCGGACUUACAUACCCCCUCCAUUGACUCAGAAAAUGAGAACCACCGUUUAAUCGCCCUUCAAUAUGACAGAGUUGAGCUACCAGGGGAUAAGGUGAUUGACCCGGUAACCGUUGGCGAGUUGGUCUCAGCAAUGAUCGACAGCAACAUUAUUCGCCGGACGGAAUAUCUUCCUAGUCCUAAGCCGAGCCAUCCCGCUAGCAUCCAGACCGAAGUCAAAACUUCCGAUGAUGCAUUAACAGUGCGAAGCUUGCUAUCAGGUAUCCAGAGUAUGAUGCUAGAGGGCUCCACAUUGGUUGCAGAUUCAGGCGACACAUGGUUUGCUUCCAGCCAUAUUGAAUUGCCAGAUGGGGUGGACCUCUAUAUGCAACUUCCCUAUGCAUCGAUCGGAUGGAGCGUGCCGGCCACCCUUGGCGUUCAAGUAGGUCGUCCUCAUGGUCGCACUGUUCUGAUGGUAGGUGAUGGUGCCUUUCAAAUGACUGCCCAAGAGAUAAGCACAAUGAUUCGAAUGAAACUGAAUCCAAUCAUCUUGUUGUUCAACAAUCUGGGAUACAAGACCGAGACUGCGGUACAUGAUGGUCCAUAUAACUAUAUCGCUAAUUGGGAUUAUACCAAGCUAGCCACCUCAUUCCUCGACAAGCCCCAUGCGCAGCCACCUAGCCCGUAUGAAACGGAGAGGCCAGAUAAUGAUGAUGAAAUACCUAUGUUUGCCGAGAAGGUCCAUACUCAGGCCGACCUCCUGCGGGCGAUAGACAGGGUCUCCACAGAGAGCGACAAACUUGCGUUCUUGGAGUGUUGUAUCCAGCCAGACGAUAUGACGCCAGAGCUGCAAGCGUUGGGAGAGAAGGUGUCGAAGGGGCUUUCGAAAUAA